This is a messenger RNA of Panicum virgatum (switchgrass), 911 nucleotides long. RefSeq lists its product as uncharacterized. The record is from RefSeq and is a predicted model, not a curated record. The coding region runs from base 118 to 666 and encodes 182 amino acids. Lineage: Eukaryota; Viridiplantae; Streptophyta; Magnoliopsida; Poales; Poaceae. The transcript is spliced from 2 exons. Gene Ontology annotation, cellular component: membrane. Gene Ontology annotation, molecular function: galactoside 2-alpha-L-fucosyltransferase activity. Gene Ontology annotation, biological process: cell wall biogenesis.
UGCUAGCACGCGACAGAUUUGUUCUCUUAGAGCGGAUUGGAUUGGGACAUUUCUUAGGGCGCCGCACCAGCCGCCGCACCCGCCGCUCCCGUCGGCUGCGAGAGGCCCGUGGCGGCCAUGCGGCGCCCGAUGCGAGCGUCGUCCGGCAGCCGGCGGGCGCGGCGUGCGGAGGGCACCGCGUCCGGCAUGAGCGGCGUGCGGCGGGCGCAGCAACCGGCGCGGGCCCCUAGUCUCCCUUUUGCUGCGGGAGCGGACGACCGGACCUCCUGCGGCCUAGAAUUCUUGUUGCAAAGUCAUCCAAGUAAGACUAGCCAUGCUUCUGAGCGGCCUGCUGGUUCCAGGAUUCGAUCGAUGAGCAUGGCGCACCGGCCGUCGUCGUACCUCAUCAAGCGGCUCUGGGUGCAGGAGGUGCUGCAGCGGCGGUGCGGCCCGGGCACGGAGACCUAUGCGCGGCCGUUGGAGCAGCUCCGGUCCGGGCAGACGAACGCCGACAACGUCGACAGUUGCAGCUACCUCGGGCUCAUCUCGUACCGGCAACCGGAUGCUCGCCAUGGCCGGAGGGGCACAGCUUUUGUGCUGUGCAUCGCGACCCCAAGAGGAGCGGCGCCAUUUUUUGGUUUGUUAAUUUGGUCUGUAGGGGCGGGUGAGCCCCUCACCCGUCCUUAGAAAUCGAUUUCUAAGGGCGGAUGAGCCCCUCGUCCACUCCUAGAAAUCGAUUUCUAGAAGUGGGUCAGAGGGCGAUCUUGCUAGAGAUGGGUUUCUAGGGGCGGGUUAGGGGUGGUCCGCCCCUAAAAAUGUAUUUUUAUGGGCGGGUCCGUGACCCGCCCCUACAAACAGCUAUUUUAGCUGCGAAAGAUAGGAGUGGAUCCGGCAUCCGCCUUUAAAAAUAUAAUUUUAUCCGUCUCUACAAA